Molecule: messenger RNA, 914 nt
Organism: Panicum virgatum (switchgrass)
Lineage: Eukaryota; Viridiplantae; Streptophyta; Magnoliopsida; Poales; Poaceae
Product: cytochrome c oxidase assembly protein COX19-like
Exons: 5
Coding region: 394-717 (107 amino acids)
Source: RefSeq, a predicted model, not a curated record
UCAGACGCCAGCCCAGCCCAGCCCAGGCCAGGCCACCUCACCUCGACGGAACGCGGCAGCCGCCUACGGUGGCAGCAGCACCGAGCAGCGACGGCCGACGGCGUCGAUGCGGGGGCGGGCGGCUCUGGGGUCGCGCAUCAGCCACGCGUGGGCGUGACGGGGGCGGUAGUUGCGCGCAGCUGGGCCGAGUAGCGGCGUCCCCUCCCUACGGGCCGAGACGCCGAGUCUCUCACUGCCGCGCCGCCGCGCAUUCUCACAGGCCCCAGGCGCUGCCGUGAGGUGUUGUUCUACUCUCAGUGUUGAGGCAUUGGACGCAAUUGCUAGAGAUCCGACUUUAUUCUUGGAAGCCUUUGUUCUUGAUUGUUCCUGAUCGAAACAUUAUUUUUUUGGCAAAUGAGUGCCGGUGGCGCUUUUGGUGGAAAUAGGGGGGUGAGGCCUGUACCUCCUGAAAAAGGUGUAUUCCCAUUGGAUCACUUACAUGAGUGCGACUUGGAGAAGAAAGACUAUCUUGCUUGCCUGAAAUCUUCAGGAUCCCAGUCUGAAAAAUGUCGGCAGUUCUCAAAGAAGUAUCUGGAAUGUCGAAUGGAGAGAAACUUGAUGGCGAAGCAAGACAUGUCAGAGCUUGGGUUCAGAAAUCUGGAUGAAGUGGAUACAGCUCCUUACAAGAAAGGCAAACUGGAGACCCUUCCUAAUGAGGCAAAGGAGAAAAAAAAAUAGCUGCUUGAUUUCGAUGUAGCUUCUGUAUUUUUCUGAUGCAAGUUGUUCAUCCAGGAGAUCUGUCGAGACCUGAGAGCAAAGAAAGGCUUAAUAAAAAGAAAAAUGGUAGCAAAUUUGUAACCAAUGCUGAAACUUAUCUAUUUGUUGCUCUGACGUUCCUAAAAAGAUAUAUGAUCGGGCUGCAGAUUAUAUUGACC